AUGCUGUUUUGCUUCUUGACGCCUCGGCGUGAUCGGGAGGGGCUGCUGCGAGUCCUGUGGACGACGAUAACCUCGCCGUUCGGAAAGGUCCGAUUCCUUGAGGGCUACGCAUACGUCGGCGAUAUCCUCACCAGCAGCAGAGGGCGACGAAAGCGAGGAGGAUGCUCCCGUGCUGCUUGGCCCCCCAAAUCAAGAGGGGGAGGUGGUGGCGAAAGGACGUUCUCCGGAGCAUUCUUCCUUGUCCGCCGAGAAGGCAACAUAAGUGGACCGACUGUUCCGAGCGCAGCUUUCGUCCUCAGCACGGUUGGAUUCACUCGUAACGGAGAGGCCUGGAGCUCUGGAGGGCAUCAAACGGGUCGUUGAAGCGCUAGUCCCUGGAAGCGGUUCUCCCGACAAUGACCUCAGUGACACGUAGAGUCGCCGGCAGCUUGGCACGUUGGUUUCAAUGGCAAAGGCUCUAGGCGAGGUUGUGGCAAGUCCUGUGCAAUAAAAUUGUACGAUUCCCGCGUUAUGCAGUAGCAACGAUGAAGAGAGCGCUGCGAUAACCAAUUGAUGUCCAACUUGGAACGUGGUAAGUCGGCUGAUCUCCAAUCAUGCAAUGCUGCCCGCGCGCUGGCAGCGAGGUACGCAUGGCAUAGGCCGGUUCUGACGGCGGUGUAGUAUUCUUUGGAGAACGGCGGCAAGGCUAGCUCCCUCCGCUGUACACCCAUGUCCUCGCAAACACCGAUGACAUGGAUGUACAGCGAAGGAGCCAGCCUUACCCCCCUCUCGAAAGCAUACUACGCCGCCGUCAGAACCGAUCUAUGCCACGAGUACCUCGCUACUAGCGUCACCGGCAGUGAUGCGAUGGCAUGGAUGUACAGCAGAAGCAGCUAGCCUUGUCCCCCUUUUAGAAGGCAUACUACGCCGCCGUCAGAACCGAUCUAUGCCACGCGUAGCGUCAUCGACAGUGAUGCGAUGACAUGGAUGUACAGCAGAUGGAGCUAGCCUUACCCCCCUUUCCGAAAGGACACUGCACGGCCAUCAGGACCUGUUAUGCAAUGCGAACCUCGCUGCCAUCGUCAUCGACAGUGACUGGGUGUCCACGAGGACGACCGGUGGCAUGGACAAGACGGCAACCGUGGAGAAGCGAGUGCCAGAGGUGACUCCGAGCCAGGCGAAAGAUCGAAUUCUCCGAGCCAGGCGAAAGAUCGAAUUCCGCUAUGUCCGCUGUUUCCUCACGAACAGGACA
Ectocarpus siliculosus is the source of this 1231-nucleotide messenger RNA. NCBI's taxonomy places the organism in Eukaryota, Phaeophyceae, Ectocarpales, Ectocarpaceae. The record is from the annotation of a GenBank genome assembly.